GAACACUAUGGACAAAAGAUAGCCGUUUAUAUUACUUCACAAACAAAAAUUGAAUCAUUCAUUCCAAAUCCAUGGCCGAGACCGAGCAGGCCAAACCUUUAGCUCCAACUUUAUUCCAAUCUCGUAGCGACGAAGAAGAAGCAAUAUCUACCCAUUUAGAGCUUCACCAGAAUCGAAAAUUCCUCAAAUGUUGCGGUUGUUUCACUGCUUUAUGGUUAAUUCUUGCCGUAACCAUUUUAGUUAUGUUCUUCACUGUUUUUCAUGUCCAAGAACCAGUAAUCAAGAUUAACAACAUAAACCUACUGCAAUUAAAUCUUUAUAACAACGGAACUCUCCGCACCGAUACCAACGUGAAGAUUGCAGUUGAAGUUUCUGUAAAAAAUCCUAACGUUGCCUCCUUCAAGUUCGACAAUGGCACAACAACUGUUCUUUACGGUGGAGUGAGAGUCGGCGAGGCGAUAACUCGGUCGGGCAAAGCAAAAGCAAGGCGGACGAUUUAUAUGAAUGUUACGGUUGAUUUGAGUCCUGAAAAGAUUCUGGGUGUUGAGAGCUUUGGCAGAGAUGUAAGUUCAGGAGCUUUGGCCAUGAAUAGCAGUACAGUAAUUGGUGGGAAAGUGAAGAUAGCUAAGAUUAUCAAGAAAUAUAUUAUAGUGGAAGUGAAUUGCAGUGUUACUUUCAAUUUGACAAGCCAGCAAAACAUUCAAUCGCAUUGCAGACCACAUUUCAUUUGAAAGCAUCAAAUAAUGCUGAUUUUUUGCUAUUAAUACUUGAUUUUAACAGUAAAUUGUUACCAUAUUUACAUUUUUGUUUUUGUUUAUAUAGAUAUACAUGAGUUUCCAAUUAAUAGCAUUAUCGUUAUGUUAAGGGUUCUUGGUAUACAUAUAUAUAUAGAGAGAGACAGUUCUUGCAUAGAUAAUACAGAAGCUUUUCUUGAA
Messenger RNA from Jatropha curcas, 935 nucleotides. Its product is annotated as late embryogenesis abundant protein At1g64065. The record is from RefSeq and is a predicted model, not a curated record. Lineage: Eukaryota; Viridiplantae; Streptophyta; Magnoliopsida; Malpighiales; Euphorbiaceae.